AUGGCCAUCAUGGCAAACAAAGUUGCCUACAUUCACAGGCUCUCUCGCAAAAAGGCCCCGGGCGACGGCGCCCAGGAGCCUCCCGCCAGCGGCGUCGGGAGCGCGCCGCCACCGCCCGCGGGCGCGGCCGCCGACGGCGACGCGGCGCAGCAGGACGAGGGCGAGGCGCCCACGUGCCAGGAGAAGCAGGGCAAGGCCGCGCGGGGCAAGAGGAGGGCCAAGAAGGCCGCGAGGGCCAGCGCGGCCGAGGAGGGCCCGGGCGGCGGUGGCCGCAGGCCGGCGGCGAAGCGGAAGCACAAGCCGAAGGCCCCGAGGAGGCGGGGGAAGCCGGGCAGGGGCAGCGCCGAGGGGCCGAGCUCGUCGACCUCCCGCUCCUCGCGCCGGCGCGAGCAGGCCGAGGGGGAGGGCGAGGAGGACGAGGAGAGCGACGCGGCCUGCGUCGCCGCGGCGGUGGCCGCCGUCUCCAAGCUCGAGAGGUACGUGCAGAAGUGGUCGGAGGGUGUCUGUGCAUAUGUUUUCGUGGCGUAUAUAAGGAAGGCCUCCGGGGCGUCCAGGGCCUCGAGGCCGCGCCGCGAUGAGGCCCGGCCCGUGGCGCCGCAGUCCGUGGGCGAGGCCUUCGAGGCCUCCGCCUCGCCGGGGCGGGCGGGGCAGGGCCGCGAGGGCGGCGAGGCCUCGGGCGCGCGGGCCGGCGCGGGCCCCCGGGCGCGCAGGAGCAAGAAGAAGGGGCUGUCGCUCCGGCUCGCGGAGCCCGACGGCGGCCCGGCCGCGGCGGAGUCCGUGCUGGCCCGGCUGCGCGCCAGGCGCGACGGGGCCGCGGACGGGGCGAGCGAGGGGAGGCCUCGGGCCGGCGACGGAGAGGCGGAGGGGGAGCCUCGGGCCGGCGGCGGGGAGGGCGAGGCGGCCGACGGGGACCUGGACGGGGACGAGCUGGAGGAGGGCGACCUGGACGACGCCGAGGGCGAGGCCUCCGAGGAGGAGGCGGCCCCGGAGCGGCGCAUCCCCCUGAUCGGGUCCGCGCCCGCCGCGCGGGGCGCGGAGCUGCGGGAGGGCUCCGAGGUGCGCCUCCGGGGGCGGAAGGGCGCGCCCGAGCUCGCCGGGCUGGCGGGCGUGUGCGAGCGCCUGGAUGCGGCGACGGGGCGCUGGCACGUGCGCCUGGCGGGCGGGGAGCUGAAGGCCCUGAAGCCCGAGCACCUCGAGGCCCCGCCGAAGCGGCGCCGGCUUGAGCAGGCUCGCAGGGGCGGCAGGAAGCGGCGGUCGGACCGCAGCAGGUCCAGGGACGAUGGCGCGCCGCCGCCCGCGGGAGGCGGCGGCAAGGCGCCCACGGCGUCCCAGGGCGUCAAGAAGAGCAGGAGCAGGGGCGAGUCGGCCUCGGACGGGGAGGGGACCGAGUUGUUCUCCGAGCUGAAGGGAGGCAGGAGUGCGCAGGCAGCGGAGGCCGCAGGGGCGGCGGAGUCCCCCGAACAGGGCGAGGAGAGCGAGGAGGCCGUGGAGCUCUUCGUGGACAUCAAGAAGGCGGCCAAGGAAAAGGCCGUGGAGGACGACUUCGCCUCUCUCCUGUCCGAGAUCGGCGGGCUCGGCGACGACGGGGCGGCGGAGGACAAGCCUGCGCCGGAAGAAGGGGCAGAGAAGGCGUCGGCCGAGGAGGCGGCGAAGGACGAGCCAGCUCCCGAAGAGAAGCCGGAGACGGGGCGACCUGCGGAGGAGGCGAAGGACUCCGCCGGGCCGCCGAGCCCCGACAAGGCGCGGGCGCGGGCGCGGAAGGUCAAGAUCCCAGCGGAGGAGGCCUCGGACGAGCCGCCCAGCGACGGCGGCGAGGCCGAGGAGCGGGAGCCCGGGAGCCCGGCCGAGGAGCCCUCGGACGAGCUUCCCAGCGAUGGCGGGGCGCAGACGCGAAAGCCCAAGGGCCAGGUGGAGGACUCUUCGGGUGAGCCUCCCAGCGACGACGCGUCGGAGGAGCGGCUGCGACAGAGCCUGGCGAAGAAGCGCGUGGCGCGCAACUGCUUCGACGUCGUUCCGCGGAAGCGCGUGGCGGGCAACUGCGCGAGUACAGUGGGCAAGGAGAGCCGGCGCCGCCAGAGGGCGGACGGGGGGCGAGAGCGGAGGCCGAAGGACGGGCGGCAGGACGGCGAGGCCGCAAGAGAGGACCGGCAGAAGGAGGGACAGAAGAAGACGGGCGAAGCAAAGGACGACGAGUCUGCAGACGGCUCGGAGAAAGAACAACCGAAGGCGGCCGGCGGUGCGGCCUCGGAGGGCGGGGCGGAGAGCACCGCGGCGGGCGGUGCCCCGGAGGCAGAGGCCGAGGAGGACGGCGCUGCGGCUGAAGGGGAGGCGCGGAAGGGCGUCCAAGAGGGGGCCAAGGGCGCGACAGGAGAGAACGCGAAGGUCGAGGCAAAAGGAGGCGCCGGCGAGGAAGAAGAUGGCGAGGACGCCGGAGAGGAUCGUGAGGCGAAGAAGGCAACCCAAGAGGAGGUCAAAGCGAGUGACGAUGCGGAAGAAGGCGCCGACGAGGAAGAAGAUGACGAGGACGCCGGAGAGGAUCGUGAGGCGAAGAAGGCAAUCCGAGAGGAGGUCAAGGCGACAGAGGAGAAAGCGAGUGGCGAUGCGGAAGAAGGCGCCGAUGACGAGACAAAGGAGGGUGAGGAGGAAGUGGAGGAGGGCGUUCGGGAAGGUGGGGAGGCGAACAAGGUAGCCGAUGAUGAGGCCAAGAAGUCCACAAAAGAUAAGGUCGAUGACGAAGCGAGAAAAGACGCCGACGAAGAGGCAGAGGAGGAGAGCGAGGACGCCGGGGAGGAAGAGAAAACGAAGGCAACAGCAGAUAAUGCUAAGAAUGAUGCGAAAGAAGACGCCGACAAGGAGGCUGAGGAGGAGAAGGGGGAGGAUGACGCUGGUGAGGAAGGUGAGGCGAAAGAGGUGGCAGACGAGGAGACCAAGAAGGCAGUAGACGAGAAAGCGAAAGACAAGACAGACGGUGGUGCCGAUGAAGGGGCUGCUGAGAAGAGUGAGGGUUCGGCAGAGGACGACGAGGGGAAGCAGUCCGGAGAAGAGGCGGAGGACGCCCCUGCAGAGAGGGCGGCGAAGGUCCCGAGGGCGAGCGCCAGCGAAAGGGAUGGUGACGAGGCGGAGGAGGAGGCGGCAGAGGAGAAGGCAGGCGGCGCCGCCCAGAAGGGGCCCCCAGGGGAGGCGGCGAGCGGCCGCGAGAGGGACGGCGACGAGGCGGAGGAGGAGGCGGCAGAGGAGAAGGCGGGCGGCGCCGCCCGGAAGGGGGCCCCCGGGGAGGCGGCGAGCGACCAGGCCGAAGGGGCGGCGGCGGGGGGCGCGCAGGCGAGCGGCAGGGAGCCGAGCGCGCCCGCGGAGGAGCCGCGGGAGCCAGCGCAGGGCGAGGCUCCCGCGACGACGGCGGGCGGCGGCGGCGCGGCCGACGGCCCGCGGGAGGUGGAGAAGAAGCCCGAGGAGCGGGACGAGGACCCCGACGCGGAGCUGCGCCUCCUGCCGGUGGUGGAGCUGAAGCGGCGGCUGCGUGCGGCCGGGGCCGUGGUGCCCCAGGAGCUGAACGACAAGGACGAGCUAAUCGCCCUGCUGAGCGUUGCCAGCGGCGCCAAGAGGGCCGAGCCGGCGGAGGACGACUUCGCCAGCUUCCUGUCACAGAUCGAGGACAUGCAGGCCUCGGGCGACCUGCCGCCGCCACCGCCACACGAGCGGCCGCCUGGGCCGCCAGAGGAGCCGCCGCCCGAGCCGCCGCCGGACGGGGGCGGAAGCUCCACGCGGGCGCCCGGGCCGCCGAAGGACGACCCGGACGAUUUCGACGAUUUCAUGGCAGAGCUCGACAACCUCCCUGGCGUCGGCGGCGGCGCGGCCGCCGGCGGCGCGGCCAAGGAGCCCGCCCCCGCCGCCGCGCCCGCCGCCGCGCCGUCCGCGGCGGCGCCCGCAGAGGCGGUCGCGGAGGCGGCCGCGGCGGCCGCGGGCAGCGGCGCGGCGGAGGGUUCGGGCCGCGCGGGCGGCGACGGGGCCAUGGAGGUGGACGAGCAGGUGGCGGGGAUGCCCAGCUUCGGGGAGCGCGCGUUCCUGGCGGACGGCGACGCCAUGCGCGCGCGCCGCGACGCACGGGAGUACUGCGAGGCGAAGUUCCGGGCCUUCGAGGCCGGCGAGGCCUGCAGCGCCGCGGAGGACGAGGCGCGGGCGGCCGAGGAGCGGCGGCGGCGGCUCGCGGAGGGCGCGGGCUUCUUCGACGGGCCCGCGAGGAUCUGCAGGGGCCUGCGCUUCCGGCCCAUGCAUCUGCUGCACCAGUUCGCCGCAGGGAAGGGCACCUUCAUGUGGCCCCUGCCGCUGAAGCAGCAGUUCAAGGGCGGCAAGGGCAUGCAGGAGUACACCGCCGAGCUCAACCAGCAGUGCGAGGUGCACAAGCCCCAGCACCCCUUCGAGCUCCGGUUCCGGCUGUGCCUGGACCGCGGAGACGUCCAGGGCGCCGAGGCGAGGGCGACGUUCGGCUGCGGCAGCUUCCGCAACCCCGCGGGCCUGGUGGUGUCGUGCCCGUCCCGCGCCCGGGUGGAGAAGCUGAGGCAGAAGCAGGGCGAGCACGACCGCGACCACGCGGGCAGGAUCCAGGCCAUCCAGCAGAGGCACCAGCAGGCCGUGGCGGCGGCCAUGACCCUGGCGCAGACGCCCCAGGAGGCCAUGGUCAUGAAGCAGCGCCUCAUGAUGGAGGCCCAGAAGGAGAUGGCGGCGGCGGCGAACUCGCUGACCUCGGGAGGCGGCUGGGCGCGGCGGCUCGAGCGCUUCGGGGUGUUCUGCGGGGCCCAGUCGCGGGAGGAGGGCCGCACGGGCUACAUGCAGAUGGAGGGCCUCACCCUCCUGCCCAACCAGGACGGCUCCAACGCGCUCGCGCUGAUGCUGGUGCUCGCCUUCCUCCGGCCGCACCUCUGCGGCGGCUCCGUGCGCGGCGGGUGCAGCCUGCUGUGCGACCUGGACGACAUGCGCGUGCGGGCCGUGUCGCUCUUCGGGCACUCCGACGAGACCAGGUGGAUGCUGCCCGUCGUCGGCGGCGCGGCUGACGCUGCUGGACCUGCAGCGCGUCAACCGGCUGAGGGAGGCGGUCUCCUCCACCAUCGAGGGCGUCCACGAGGACGACCUGGCCCUCGCGCCGGGCGACGAGCUCGACGGCGUGCAGCCCUCGGCCGGCGGCGCCGCGCGCGGCAGGGCGAAGAAGCCCGUGAUUCGGGAGCGGCCCGAGCUGUGCAGGGCGCUCAGCGAGAUGCUCGGGGACCUCGGCGCGGGCCCCUCGCCCUUCGAGCACCAGGAGGCGCAGACCGAGGCCGCGGCCUUCCUGCGCAGGCUGGGCGCCGGGGCCGCCGAGGCCCGCGCCCCGGCGGAGGCCGCGGCCGGCGCCGCCGCGGGGGAGGCCGGCGCGGCUGCGGCGCCCGCGCGGCCGCGGCGGGAGCUGGGCGACCACUGGAUCGCCAUCGAGGAGCACGGGCUCGGCCCCGAGGCCGGUGGCUUCGUGCGGUGGGACGCGCCGCAGGCGAGGGCGCCCGAGGCGGCCGCCCCCGCGGCGCCGCCGGAGGGGGCCUCCGCGGGCUUCUUCUCGUUCGACACGCCGGUGGAGAGCAUCAAGCAGGCCCGCGGCGGCGCCGCGCCCGCCCGCCCGGCCGCCCCGGAGCCCGCCGCCGCCCCGGAGCCCGCCGCGGCCGGGCCGGCCGCCGCGGGCGCGGGCCACGGCGCUCCGGGAGACGCGGGCGCCUUCAGCUUCCUGCCGCAGCUGACCGUGGUGUGCGCUGCGGAGAAGAGGGCAACGGCACUCCGACGAAUGAAGGUGGAGGCGGAGGAGGUCACCGCGAGGUCCAACCAGGAGGCCCGGGGGGCGGAGCGGCACGUCAAGCAGCUGAAGGAGCUCGCCCGGCAGGUGGACAGCGCCAUGGCGUCCUCGAGGAGCGCCUUCGACGAGGCGAUGCAGGCGCUCGACGAGCCCGCGCUGCGGGCGGCCAUGGACCAGGCGCUCGGCAUCGUGCGGGCCCUGCACUCCGCGAUGGGGGACCUCGUCGCCACCGUGCGCCUGCUGGAGGAGGCGCACCGCGCCGCCUGCGACCGCGCGCGGCGGGCUGCGGAGGGCCACGCGGAGGUGGCCCACUUCUGGUCCGCCGCGCUGGAAGCCACCCAGGCGGUGCAGUCGAAGAUGAACCACCACUGGAAGCUGACAACGAGCACCAUGCAGCGCGCGGAGGUCUCCAAGCGGACCGCGAUGAUGAAGGCGGACGACGUGGUGCGCCUGGUGAACGAGAAGCUCCAGCGCUGGCAGGACGAGCGCCAGAUACUGGCGGAGGAGGCGAUGGAGGCGGAGCGGAUGCGGCUGGAGGCGAUGCGGCAGCAGCAGGAGGAGCUCCUGGCCGCCGCGCGGGAGGCCGAGGUCGAGGCGAUGCGCCAGCAGCAGGAGCAGCAGCGCCUGCACAUGGAGGCGGCGCAGCGGCGGCAGGAGGCCAUACAGUGGGGCAGGCACCUGGUGGCGCCCGCCCCGCAGCUGCAGUUCCUGGACCCCAGGCAGCAGGGCGCGGCCGAGCAGCUGCAGCUGCAGCAGCAGCUGGAGCAGCAGCUGCUCCGGCAGCAGCAGCUCCAGCAGCUGCACCAGCAGCAGCAGCAGCAGCAGCAGCAGCAGCAGCAGCAGCAGCGACCAGAGCAGCCCUGGCCACCGGAGACACCGCUGCCCUGCUCGGCCGGCGACGGUGGGCCGCCGCCACCCCGGGCCGGCGAUGGCGGCGCGCCGCCGCCGCCGCCCCCCGACCCGGAGGACACGGGCGCCGCGCCACCGGGGCCGCCGCCCGAGCCGCCGCCGCCGGCCGACGCCGCGCCGCAGGCUCCGCCGCCGCCACCAGACGCGGAGGAGCCCGCGCCCUUCGGCGGGCCCGGGUGGCCGCCGGGGUCCGCGCAGCAGGCGCCGCCGCAGCCGCCGGGGCGGCCGCCGUGGCAGGGGACUCCAGGUCCGCCCUGGCACCGGUCUCACCACCGCCGGUUAUGAGGGGGGGGCGCGCCCCCUCGCCGGCGGCGGCCGUCUGCUGGGCACGCGCCGCUCGCGCGGCCUGGCCGGACCGCAGUGCCAGCCGGGGGCAAAAGGCGGUGGCUCCGCCCGCCUGGUCCUCGUCCUCCGUUGCCCUUUCUCCUCAUUCGGGGGUGGACAGACCUCCU
This is a messenger RNA of Prorocentrum cordatum, 7170 nucleotides long. Lineage: Eukaryota; Dinophyceae; Prorocentrales; Prorocentraceae. The record is from the annotation of a GenBank genome assembly.